UCCCCCGGAAGCCAAGGCUUGGCCAUUACCCCAGUGUCUGUCGGGGGCGGGGGGGGGGGGGUGUGUGUCUCCCUCCGACCCCUGCCCCUUCCUCCUCCCCUGGGCAGGCUGUGCAGUCGCCUCUGACCCAGGGAGUUGGGGGAGGUGUUAGUUUUCGGCCUGAGACCCCUAGGGUCUUGGGACCAUGGAGCGUGGGAGGCAGACACAGGGCAGGAGGACCUCCUGUGGGGGCAAAUAUUUAGCCUUGGAGAGCGGGGCGCAGCUCUCGCCUGGGCUCUGGCUGGCAGGGCGCUUUCCAAGAACCACCCGGAAUGCUCCCCCAGAGCCUCAGGGCUGUCGGCCAGCAACUUGGCACUGACCCCGCUGGCCCGCUGUGCUGCUGUCACUGGGCGCCAGGCCUGGAUGGAGAAUGGGGACAGCCAAGCCCCCCAGCUGGUCUGGCCCUCUGCCUCUCCCUCUGCUCCCUGUCCCUCUGGCCAGGCGUCCCCAAUCCCAGGUCCCCCAGCCCCGAGGGGCCCACACCAAUAACCCUUUGAGGCUGGAGGCUUCCGGCCUCAGGACGCUGUUUCCUCGCCUUCCCAUCCGGCUGUUCCAGACCUUGGCCCCAGCCAGGGGAACAGUUCUUGGCUCCCACAGCCGCCGCACUCCAUGAGCUUCCCCACUAGCUCCCAUGGGGUCUCUUCCCGCCAGCUCCCGCAUCUGGGUCCUCCCUGGCACCAUCCCCAUUCCGCCUGCCCCCUCCCCCGCGUCUCGCCCCGACCUCUUCCCUGCCCAGUGCCCAGUACUCCACUCUCCUCAUCCCCACCCCUCUCAGAGACCUGGUCAGGCAGCUCCAAGGACAGGGGACAGGUCCCAAGUUGGCUAGAAUGCAGGCUCCACUCCCAGGUCUCAUUCAGGAGUAGGGGGACUGGGGGACACCCCAUCCAGGAAAAGAGCUCUCUCAGGACCCCAACUGACUACCCUUCCCUGGGCCUGAGCCUCUGGCAUCUGUCCCUUUCCUUGCUGCUGGGCCCUCCUCGUCCCCCCCUCCCCAAGUGACCCCGCCCAGCAGGCCCUGCCCAGGCUGCUGCCACCGACCCACAGGCCCCGGGUCCGCACUCCAGGCAGGCGGCGGGGCUGUCCUGACGGCGGGGACGGCCAGCUGGUUCCCUUCAGGGGCGCGCCUCCCCCAGCACCCACCCCUGUAACCGGAGCCGACUGCAGCGCCUCCCCGCCCAGCCCCAGUGGGCUCUAGGCCCCGACAGCGAGUCCGCAGGCGCCAUGGGCCUCGGGGCCUGCGUGUCCUCAGCAGCGUCGGGGGCCCAAGCCCAGGCUCGCUGGCUGGGAGCUGUGCUGGGCGCCCUGUGCCUGUUGCCGGUGCUCCUGCUGCUGGCGCGGCCCGGGGCCCCUGCAGCCCGGCUGGGGGCCAGCGCAGCGCAGGGAGACCUCGCCGCACCCUACCCUGUGGGUGUCUUCGCCACCCCAGGACCCAGUCCCCUGCCCCUCCAGGCACCCCGCAGACGCCGCUACACGCUGACCCCAGCCAGGCUGCGCUGGGACCACUUCAACCUCACCUACAGGAUCCUCUCCUUCCCACGGAACCUGCUGAGCCCCAGUGAGACCCGGCGGGGCCUGGCCACUGCCUUUCGCAUGUGGAGUGACGUGUCCCCCUUCAGCUUCCGAGAGGUGGCCCCUGAGCAGCCCAGCGACCUGCGCAUAGGCUUCUACCCGGUCAACCAUACGGACUGCCUGGUCUCCGCGCUGCACCACUGCUUCGAUGGCCCAACAGGCGAGCUGGCUCACGCCUUCUUUCCCCCGCACGGCGGCAUCCACUUUGAUGACAGCGAAUACUGGGUCCUGGGUCCCACACGCUACAGCUGGAAGAAAGGCGUUUGGCUCACUGACCUGGUGCACGUGGCGGCCCAUGAGAUUGGCCAUGCGCUGGGCCUGAUGCACUCACAGCAUGGCCGGGCGCUCAUGCACCUUAAUGCCACUCUGCGUGGCUGGAAGACCCUGUCGCAGGAUGAACUGUGGGGGCUGCACCGACUCUAUGGCUGCCUAGACCGGCUGUUCGUGUGCACAUCCUGGGCUCGGAGGGGAUUUUGUGACACCCGCCGGAGGCUCAUGAAGAGGCUCUGCCCCAGCAGCUGUGACUUCUGCUAUGAGUUCCCCUUCCCCACGGUGGCCGCCACUGCACCACCACCCAGGACCAAGACCAGGCUGGUGCCUGAGGGUCGGAAUGUGACCUUCCGAUGUGGCCAGAAGAUCCUUCACAAGAAAGGCAAAGUGUACUGGUACAAGGACCAGGAACCCCUGGAGUUCUCCUACCCUGGCUACCUGGCGCUGGGCGAAGCACAUCUGAGCAUCAUUGCCAACGCCAUCAACGAGGGCACGUAUACGUGUGUGGUGCGCCGGCGGCAGCGUGUGCUCAGCACCUACUCCUGGCGAGUCCGAGUGCGGGGCUGAGUGUCCUGCCAGGCUGAGGCUGCUGAUAAAGCACUUAUUCUCUGAA
Canis lupus familiaris (dog) is the source of this 2491-nucleotide messenger RNA. It is a transcript of the gene MMP23, whose product is annotated as matrix metallopeptidase 23. Gene Ontology annotation, biological process: proteolysis; extracellular matrix organization; collagen catabolic process. Gene Ontology annotation, molecular function: zinc ion binding; metalloendopeptidase activity. Lineage: Eukaryota; Metazoa; Chordata; Mammalia; Carnivora; Canidae. The transcript is spliced from 8 exons. The record is from RefSeq and is a predicted model, not a curated record. Gene Ontology annotation, cellular component: extracellular matrix. Bases 1261 to 2445 code for a protein of 394 amino acids.